GUCUGUGUGGCGGAAUAUAUAUUCGGCCCAGAUCGUCGAGUAUCAAAAGCAUCCCACAAUCUUUUGUUGCUUACCACACUGCAAUCAACAGGAGAAGCAAGACAAAGACAAGCAAUACUGAUACUGAAUACCACUGCCUUGAUCAGAGCUUCGGUUGACUAAUUGUUGCUCUUGCUGCUGCUGUUUCUCUUGCCGUUGCUGUUGCUCUUGCCACUGCUGUUUAUCGCGCCGUCGGGAUUGUAUCGUAUUGAUCGAUCUCCAAAGAAGUUGUAAUUAAGUUGAGAGGAUCCAAAACAAACAAACAAACAAACAAACAAACAAAACUACUACAAAAAAGAAAAGAAAAAAGAAAAAGAAACCCUCAAGAUGAAGAUCAAUGCCAAGCCGAUCUUGACCAUUCUGCUCGGACUCUCACUCUUGGUCGAGAAUCUUGCCAAGGCUGAAGAUGUCCUUCCUGUACCCAUGGGUGAGGGUUCUCCUGGUGCCACUAAUACUGGUACCAUUACCACUGCUGAUCACCAAGACAUGGUUGCUCUUGCUGAUGGAUCGAAAGACAUCUUUUUGGAUCCCAACUCGGACGCCGACUCCAACCUUGUCAAUACCAUCACCGAAAAAGAAGACGGUCUCAUUGCUCAUGCUAAUUCAAUUGAGUCCUUUCAGUUGAGGGCAGUUGCCUCUCUGGAUACACUUAAGACCCAGGUUGCUGACGCCCGGAUCAAUGGGGACAAGUCAGACUUGGUAAGAGCCACCGCAAAUGCCAUCCGUGGCAGUGCUGACUUGAUGGAAGAAUCCAAAGUGAAAUCACUAGCCAUGUUUGCCGACCUACAAGAGUAUGGAGAUAUGGAGGAGUCCAAUGGCUGGUCAACUCACCUGCAGACAAACUAUCAGUCCGCGAUGGCUCAAAUUAACAGGGCAUUGGAACUGUUUCCUAAGAUGAUCAGUUACUUGGAGGGUUCCUCGAGAGAGACCAAUGAGACGGAACAGAUGAAGAAGGAACCACUCCCAGCCAGCACACCAAUCGAAGAAAAUCAAGGCGGGUCAAUGGCGGAUAAGACAAGCACUUAUCGCCGACGUCUCCAAGACGCUUCUCAGGCACAAACAUCGCAGAAGAUCAAUAUGGAUGUCCUGCCUUCCGCCUCGAAUUGGAACAAGGCCACAUCUUCUGAUCGCAUGGCAUCUUCCGAGACCCGCCAAAAGGACAAGGAAGCGUUAAAGCACCGGCGGAUUCUUCGCAGUCGGUUUGAGGGGAAUCAUCGUGCUCAAAGCCAUUUUGACCGUUUCACUAAGUUGCACGACGUCUUCCAGAAUGGAGACCAUGACGGUAUGCACCGUCAUUUGGGCCCAAUCCAGUCUCGCGCUAAUAAGCGGAAUCAGCCCCUGAAACAGAAUCAACGACACCUUUAUAGUGACGAAGUGGUAGCCAAAGCGAAACAGUGCAAGAUCUUGAUGGGAUGCAUUGGUAAAAUGUCGAUUUAUGACAUGGUUCUUUUCUUCUACUCUGAUGAUAUCGACCCUAACAAUGGAAAGAUAGAUGACAACAUUUACAUUCACACGGAAGCUCCAGAUGUGUACGAAGUUUACAACCAUGCCGACGUGCAACAGGCACGCACAGAGGUCCCCCUCAACCAUAACUAUAUUGAAUACCGAAGUGGUCAUAGACAAGCAUGGUGCGACAGGACACUGAGGCUGUUCUCUCGAAAUGUGGAGUUUGGAGAUGUUCCACACUGGGAAGGUGGCACGAUCUCGGAUGUAUGUCAUGCUCAAGGCGGACACACAUAUGUCCAGAUAGAUCAGAUUGCAACAAAAGUUGGCUUCAAAGCUGCAGACGAGAUUGCCAAGGAAAUGUUCGAGUGCUCCAAGAGGCUAUACAACUCUGGUCCCAAGAAAUCACCAUUCCCUUUCGUUAGGGAGCAGGAGGUCGGCAUUGAUACGGGAGCAUCAAGUGUGUAUGAAUAUGGUGGAAGUUCUGGAGGUGUUACUUCUGGUGUUGACGGUUCAACACAGGACAGCAAGUCCAAACUGUUUGACAGAAGUAUGUCUGGUAGUUCAGGUUGGUGGAAGUCCAGGGAUGGAACCAAGGGAUAUCCAAUGAGACUUAAUAUUAGGUCCGAUAGUCGGCAAUAUUGUGUGGAUUGGAAUACCGGCAGUGACUUAAAUUACCUUCAUGCAUACAAUUGUCAUAAUGGCAACAACCAGAAGUGGUACUAUGAACCAAGCACCAAACUGAUCAGGUCAAUGCAUGACAGUCAAAGCAAAUGCAUGGAAGCAAAAUCUCAGGGAGGCAAUGACAAAGUUUACAUGGCCACGUGCGACAGUGGCAAUAGCAGACAGCGAUGGACCAAGUAUGCCACUCAUGGGAUUAAGAAUGAGGGGAGGAACAAGUGCCUGGACAAACAAAGUGAUCGUGACAUAGCUGUAUACAAUUGCCACUCAGGGCAUAACCAGGAUUUCAUGGAGGUGGAUUACAAUGACUUUUUUUCAAACAUGAUACCCCCCAGCGUGGACUUCAAGAUACAACUUGAAUCACAUGAAAACGGCGUUCAAUCAACCAAUCCGCUCAAAGCAAUCGAAUUGAAGUGGAGGAACGGCGAAGAGUGCCCCCAGUCCAAGCUUACUUUGUGGGCUGGAUUUGAUGGAUCGGAAAUUCCGUUUGAAUGGGGUGACACAAUUGUUUCGAAUGAUGGCACGGUCAAGACGAUGAACUUACUGCCAGUCUCAUCAAAUGCUGCUAAGUUCCAAAUCAAAUGCAACAACCCAGACAGCCGUGUUUCUUUGUAUGAGAUCCUUGUCUUUGGCAUCAUCAAUGGAGGAAAUGGAGAUGCCCUGCCUCAGUUCCAAGGUGACUAUGAGGAAUCGUUCUUUGUGCCUACUGGCAUUGAGACCGAGAACAGUCGUGAUGAUUAUGGUCAGGUAAAAGAUGAUACUGUGACACUCUACAAGUAUGAGGAGGGUCGUGUGGUCGAUGGGCUUGAGGAAGUCCAACAUGACAUGGUGGGGACCUACAAAAAGGUCUGGGACAAUUGGCUGCAGCAUGACGAUGAUAAUCUGAGGAGGAAGUUACGGCAAACUUAUUUGAGCCCGUAUCCCUUGACGAGCAAGCACUAUGACAAUUCAGAUUUCUACAUGGGGCUUGUCGGAGAGGCGGAGUCCAAUGACGACAUACACUACCAGGUAGUCAAAGCCUUUGCCCAACACCAUGGCAGGUCCUACAGUGGCGAUGCUUUUGAGGAUCGUGAGAAGGAGUAUGAUCGGUUCAAUGACAAAAUUAGCAGCGAGUAUGCUUCUGUUCAGAGGGGCAUAAACCUCGUGUUCGGAAAAGAUGCUUCUGUAGGCUAUAUCUGUGGUGUUGACGACGUUGUCCAUCGUCUUGGCGGAGAUAAGUUCCCUGGUACAUGCUGCUUGGAUGCACCAUUUCAGAACCCUGGUGGCGAAUGGGGGAGAGAGUUCGACUGUUCAAUGACCUGCAACCAGAGGGCUCCCUUUUUCAGUGGGCUCAGUGAAGAAAGUUGUUCAGCUGCUGGUGGUACCUGGUGUCCAACUGCAACAGAUUGCUCAGUGCUGAAAGACUGUGUUGAUCAAGAGAUUACUGGAGCUGAGAAUGCUAACAAGACUUCAUACAAAGUCUACUUGGAACCGGGUAUUGUCGAAAACGAAAACGAUUUUGAGUCUUGUGGUCGUUCCCGGGAAUAUUUCGGCUAUGAUCCUCUCUACAAGAAUGACGAUGACGUCUGUGAGAAUAUCAAGCAGCUUCACAAUACCAAAGAUUUUGGGUUUCUGGAUGAGUUCUACUCUCAAGGAACGCCUGCUGACCUUCCUGGCAACAUGGGUGGAGGUGGCUAUAACAGCAACUAUCAAUCAAAUGCCAACGACUACACCCACAGCAACAUCAAUGUCGCGGAAUGGGAUGAGCUGUUCAAUGUUGACACAAAAUGGUCGAAAACAAACUUGGUACAAGAUGCUGGAGUUUCAGGUGGUCUUUUGUUUGCCUUCGGGUUAGUAAGGACUGGUUUUCAAAGUCUAGCUGAUCUAACUGCAGAAUUUCAGUGUCCUUCCACCCCCGGAGCGAAUGAGGCUUGCGUGGCACUCAAAAAUGGUGGCUUUUUGGUUGUUCAUAUUGUUUUGAUCAUCAUGAACUUUGCUUACGAAAUUUGGGAGUUUUCGAUUGUCGAAACAACCGAAAUUGGCAAUGUUGGGCCCAUUGAGGCGUGGGAAAUCCUGCAAGUUCAACACAAGAACAACAAGAGAAUGUAUGAAGGCGUACGCUCAUCCUUUGAAGCUGUGGCCAAGGUUGACAACAAUCUGGAAGGUCUUGGAGAUCUUGUUGCUUCGUUGGUAGUAUUCCUGGGCAAUGAUGAUGAUGACAGCAACGGCAAAGUCAACAUGAUCAUGUCAAAGCUUUCAACCCUUGAAGAGACUUGCGAGGGCAGGCGUGCUUUGAUGGAUGUGAGCCCCUCUACUGCCCAAAAUGCUGGUUGUGAUGGCAAUGACCAAGAUGGGGAUGGAGUGAUUGACAAUUGUGAAGAAGACAGAUUCCCGCCUUCUGUGGUUAUCCACAAAUCUCUGCUGAAGUUGACAGACGAUGGAGAGACAAAGCAUGUUGAAAGUGAGGUCUUCGGUUCUGCUGAGAAGGCAGUUGCCUCUCUACGUGGAGUUUUGUCAGUUUCGGAUGAUUGUGCUGCAGAGGAGGAUCUGGCGCUUAACUUGACUGUCAAGGGAAUCAGUGAAUGUCAAGCUGUUAUAUCAGCUGCUCCUAUCCACAGGUGCAAUGAUGUGUCUAUUGUUGGUAAGAUUCAAGAGUUCUCAGUCCCUGUGGACACCAAGCCUCCAGCGAUUAGCUGUGGCUUCCAGGCUUCAACUGCACAGGACAAAAAGAUGCUCUACGUGGAAGAAAUGCAUGAAUUCUUUGAUGCUGGGUUAUUCCUCCAGGUGGAGGAUUCCUGUUCUGACAAAGUACAUGUGGAAGUGACCAUCAUGAGCAAUGAACUUGACAUGACUGGGUCCAGUGUCAUCCUCUCUCUGACCAAGAUGAAGAACACCACCCAAACAUUCCCAAAGCUCUUUUUAAACCAAGCUACCUGCUCCAACACCCAGAAGGCUGGCUUCUGCCAAGUGAGUCCCAUCGGCGGCCGUGUCUAUGAGGUUGCAGUGAAAGCCACAGAUGCUGCGGGCUGGUCUGGAUCUGAUACUUGCAAUGUGAUUGUUGCUCCGAGAAAAUGGCAAGUGAUGAGAGAGAGCUUCUCCACGACGGCUGACCUGGAGGAAGGAGUGAAGAUGGUGGAGGAGUCUGGUGCUUGAACCUGCUUGAAUCAGUCAGUUUUGUUCAUCACUUCUAGCCUGGUUCGUUGACUGCCUGCAUGGCUUUUGAGUGAGCUGUGAUGUGUUUCACUACAGUCGAAUGGUGGAGGCACUUUCUUUUACUUGUGAAGGAGGACAUGCAAGGAGAGAGCGCGCAUUUAAAAAAUAUCUAAGUGAAGUAGUUUGAAUGGA
Molecule: messenger RNA, 5487 nt
Organism: Seminavis robusta
Lineage: Eukaryota; Bacillariophyta; Bacillariophyceae; Naviculales; Naviculaceae
Source: the annotation of a GenBank genome assembly